UUAAAGAGACCACGCAUGUGUUGUUCCGUGCUGCAGCGACGUGAAUCCGUUCCUCUCUGACCCCAGUGAUAAUUUGCAUUCAGACUGAGGCUGCACUGGUUUUGCCAGCUGCUCAAAUAUUAUAGUAGCUUAUUGCGAGGGUCUUUAGGGCCCUGCUGGGCUAUCGAAUCGGAGACAGACAGCAGAACGGGACGAAAUCAAGUGUCUGAGUGGCAUCAGUUUUGUUUUGGCUGAUUUCACUUCACCGCAUGUCCGCCUCGGGUCUACUGCUAAUGUGCGUGAUGUAUCGUAGAGAGGAAACACAGUAAAUAGACGGACACGUCCAUCUGCAAUAAAGAGGAAACGAAGAUGGUAAUUAUGGCUUCACCAAAUUUCGCCUCCAAAUGCUCGACAGCAAUGGCGAAGCCUUCACUCCCCUUGAAGCUCCUUCUCUGGGUAUUUAUUGUCGUUAAUCUCCCUAUAAGCUCCUUUCAGACGGAUGACGAAGAUGAGGGGUCUAACAAGACGUGGGUGCUGACUCCCAAAUUGUAUGAGAGUGACGUCACAAUAAUCCUGAACGGCCUACUAGAUGGAUAUGACAACAAACUCAGACCUGACAUCGGAGUCCAACCAACAGUGAUCACAACAGACAUGUUUGUCAACAGCAUCGGCCCAGUAAAUGCCAUCAAUAUGGAAUAUACCAUCGACAUCUUUUUUGCCCAAACCUGGCAUGACAAAAGGUUAAAAUUCAACAGCACAAUGAAGGUUCUGCGUCUCAACAGUAACAUGGUUGGGAAGAUCUGGAUCCCAGACACUUUUUUUCGGAACUCGAAGAAGGCUGACGCCCACUGGAUCACCACACCCAAUCGCAUGCUUCGAAUCGCGAAUGAUGGUCGGAUACUCUACACCCUCAGGUUAACCAUCGAUGCAGAGUGCCAGCUUAAACUGAACAACUUCCCAAUGGAUGAGCACUCAUGUCCCCUGGAGUUUUCAAGCUACGGCUACCCCAGGGAGGAGAUUGUGUACAAGUGGAGAAAGGGCAGGCCAGUGGAUGUUGGGGACACUCGCUCCUGGAGGCUCUACCAGUUCUCCUUUGUGGGCUUGAGGAACACCACUGAGGUUGUGAGGACCGUCUCAGGAGACUAUGUGGUGCUGACUGUCUUCUUUGACCUCAGCAGGAGAAUGGGCUACUUUACCAUCCAGACUUACAUUCCAUGCACUCUGAUUGUUGUUCUCUCCUGGGUCUCAUUCUGGAUUAACAAGGAUGCAGUACCAGCCAGGACAUCCUUGGGCAUCACCACUGUGCUGACCAUGACCACACUGAGUACUAUUGCCAGGAAAUCCCUUCCAAAAGUUUCCUAUGUGACCGCCAUGGACCUGUUUGUGUCCGUCUGCUUCAUCUUCGUCUUUGCUGCACUUAUAGAGUACGGCACACUGCACUACUUUGUCAGCAACAGAAAGCCGAGUGCCAAAAAGGACAAGAAGAAGAAAAACCCACUCCUCCGGCUCUUUUCUUCAAAGCAGACACCCACGGUAGACAUCCGUCCACGCUCAGCCACAGCCAUUCAGAUGAACAACGCCACGCACAUGCAGGAGCGAGACGAGGAGUACGGCUACGAAUGUCUGGAUGGGAAGGACUGCACCAGCUUCUUCUGCUGUUUUGAAGACUGCCGCUCUGGAGCCUGGCGGCAUGGCAGGUUGCACAUCCGCGUUGCAAAGAUAGACUCGUAUGCACGCAUCUUCUUCCCCACUGCAUUUGGUCUCUUCAACCUGGUCUACUGGGUCUCCUAUCUUUAUCUCUAGGCCCUGGUAUGUCCAGCCUUAUCAUACAGUUCAUUAUAUUUGACAUAUGCUCAUGCCAGCAAGGGACAUUUGAAAGAGGGGACCCACUGAAAUGCCUAAUGAUUUGAUUUAAAGCCUUUUCUUUACUUUCUUCAUAAUAAUUUUUUAAAUUUUAGCCAUUGUAUCUGAUAACUUUGACAGACAUUGCAAAUGUUGUAGCAUUACAUUAUACUGGCACGAAGAGGUUUGUAAAUGUGUUGUGAAAGCGUUGAUUGUAUGCGAGAUAUAAAAAUCAUCUAAAUUUUGUUUUUUUUUCAUUAUUUUAUUUUGAAUUUUGGUUUAUUUUGAUUUCUUCUUUUUUUUGGAACCUUUAAAUUUCUUUUUCAGAGAAAAUUUAGCAACAGCUUUAUUUUUAGACAUACAAUUAGUACACAAUUAUAAUAAUUCAAAGCAUAUCAAUCACUCAACAGAGAAAUCAAAAUGACAUUUCCUGUUUCAUCAUUUCCGUUGUUUUUCCCCAUAACAUACUAAAAUAUAAAAUCUGAAGCACUUUAAUGGAGCUGUGACACUGGAAUUUAAUAACGCAAAUUUAUUUUAUAUUUAUUUAUUGUAUUAGCACAAUUGAACAUUGCAUUUUUCGUGUGUGGUCAGAGAGUGACAAUGCCAUCUAUGGACAAUGCUCAACUGUACAGACCCUGUACAUAUUUUACUAUUACAUACAGUAGUGGUUUACAUUUAUUGCAUGCACCUUUCAGGCCAAAAAUCAACGUUUUAUUGUCCUCUGUUGUUGGUUAUGGAAAAAUUAGUACUGUUGAUUAUCAGUCAGGAUUUAAUUAUACUUUUUUCUAGGAAAAUUGGGAAAUUAAAUGACAAAAAUGUGAUUUUAUGCUUUUAAUUUGAGGAAUCAUUUUUGAAUACAGGCAAAAUUAUCCACCCUGAAUUUCAGUCCAGACAACUAGCUUAAUCAUCAUAGCUUACAUUAUAGGCAACAUGGGCCUCUCACCCUCCUCUCCAUUUGCAGUUAAAAGCAUGCAUUUACAUAAUGACACACUUCUUUUGUAUUCUGAAGAGAAUAAUACUACAUCACGUUAGGUUUUCUUAUAAAAACUAAUCAUGUUUCCCCUUUACAUUAGCAGAGCAAUAACUGCAACUGCAUAACGAGAGUUUGAGAUUUUGCCUACAAAUAGAGGAACUAAUCUACAAUUAACGCCAGUACGGAAAGCUGUAGGUCAUUUUAAACUCCCUGGCAGGAGAACAUUCUGUAUCAUUUCUUCUAAAAUGAGAAACAAACAAACAAGCUGGAAAAUAUGAAUUGAUAAUAAAUACACUUGAGAGCUUCAGUUGUGUUAAUAAGGGCAUUUGCACAGAUGUACAAGUAUCUGACUUCCUGUUUCUUUGAGAAGAACAACAAAUUAACAUAGUGAGGCAAUUAAUUCACUAGUUUAGCAGGGUUUUUUUUUCUUUUUCCCUUAAAAUCUCAUUUAAAUGAUGUAAUAUUGUGAGAGGAGAGCGGAGGACACAGUGAAAGCAUAUGAACUGUAAAUGUUGUGUAUAAGAUGUAACGCACAUGGAAUACAGCCCCUUACAGAUCAAUUUUGAUAGUGACCAGUAUGCAACAAAUGGAGACACUGCUUCAGUACAAAUUGUAAACUCAUAAGGAAAGGGUGUAAAUCACAUUGCUCAUGUACAUAAAUUAUAAGUCAAAGAAAGCACAU
Messenger RNA from Monopterus albus (swamp eel), 3476 nucleotides. RefSeq names its product gamma-aminobutyric acid type A receptor subunit gamma2 (gene gabrg2). The record is from RefSeq and is a predicted model, not a curated record. Gene Ontology annotation, molecular function: GABA-A receptor activity; extracellular ligand-gated monoatomic ion channel activity. Gene Ontology annotation, biological process: gamma-aminobutyric acid signaling pathway; monoatomic ion transmembrane transport; chloride transport. Gene Ontology annotation, cellular component: membrane. Bases 349 to 1782 code for a protein of 477 amino acids. The transcript has 10 exons. NCBI's taxonomy places the organism in Eukaryota, Metazoa, Chordata, Actinopteri, Synbranchiformes, Synbranchidae.